This is a messenger RNA of Angiostrongylus costaricensis, 537 nucleotides long. NCBI's taxonomy places the organism in Eukaryota, Metazoa, Nematoda, Chromadorea, Rhabditida, Metastrongylidae. The record is from the annotation of a GenBank genome assembly.
AUGUACGGAAAGACGCACUUGGAGUUGAAGCCGGAACGUCUGAGGCGUAAUGUGGGGAUGUGUGGCGGUAAGGAUGGAAAAAUACUGCUCGAGUUGAAACGAGUCGCGAGUGAUGAGAAUGACAAAGACAGGAAUCCCACUUUUACGGAUUGCUGGGUUAGUUUUGUCCUACUUUUUCUCCUCGUUGAAAAUGUAGUCUGCCCUAAAGAGAAUCUGGAUGCGUUCAAGCGGUUCCGAGUAGGCAUUUGUGAAGAAAGUCGUGCUGAAAAAUUUGCAUUCAUCGACAUGCUUUCUUCUUUGAUACAAUUCUUCCGUACCAGUGUAGGUUGUGGAGAGUUGAAUUGCAAGACUUCAAGCAAGAAAGCUUCGGACUACAAUAUGAGCACUGUUUUACGUGCACGCCAAGAUAAGGAGUUGCAGCAGUAUGGCGGAAAACAGCGCUUCAAUUCAACAGCGUCGGGCUUCCACAGUAACUCUGAGCAUUUGUUCAUCGAGACGGAUCGUAGCAUUGAUUUCGAAGUGAGUGAAAGUGAAUAA